CAGAGGGGACGCUGGCCCCGAAGACGACGGUGUCCCACUGAAGACCUGGCACACACCCCGCGAGCCACCAGGGGGUCCUGUGCGGGCGCAGACCACGGACACCCAAUUGCCAGGGCUGUGCCAGGAAUUCCUGAACUUCUCUCAUCUCCUCUGGCUGUCCCUCGCCAGCCCUGGUCCUGAGCCGUACCUUCUGGCCCCCACUUUCCUCUCUGGGGCCAUCUGACUUUCCCAUGCUCAUCUUCCAGGCUCCAGUAUAUAAAUCAGGCAAAUUCCCCAUUUGAGCAUGAACCUCUGAAAACUGCCGGCAUCUAAGGUCUCCUCCAAGGCCCUCUGGAGUCCAGCCCAUAAUGAAGGUCUUGGCAGCAGGAGUCGUCCCCCUGCUGCUGGUUCUGCACUGGAAACACGGGGCAGGGAGCCCCCUUCCCAUCACCCCCGUCAACGCCACCUGUGUCACACGCCACCCAUGUCACAACAACCUCAUGAACCAGAUCAGGAACCAACUGGCCCAGCUCAACAGCAGUGCCAAUGCCCUCUUCAUUCUCUAUUACACGGCCCAAGGGGAGCCAUUCCCCAACAACCUGGACAAGCUGUGUGGCCCCAACGUGACAGACUUCCCACCCUUCCAUGCCAAUGGCACGGAAAAGGCCCGGCUGGUGGAGCUGUACCGCAUCAUCGCGUACCUUGGCGCCUCCCUGGGCAACAUCACACGGGACCAGAAGAUCCUCAAUCCCAACGCCCUCAGCCUCCACAGCAAGCUGAAUGCCACCACAGACACCAUGCGGGGCCUCCUCAGUAACGUGCUAUGCCGCCUGUGCAGCAAGUACCAUGUGGCCCACGUGGAGGUGGCCUAUGGCCCUGACACCUCAGGCAAGGAUGUCUUCCAGAAGAAGAAAUUGGGCUGUCAGCUCCUGGGGAAGUAUAAGCAGGUCAUCGCUGUAGUGGCCCAGGCCUUCUAAACAGGAGGUCUUGAAGCGUGCAGUGACCCCAGAUCUUAGACUCAGGUGGCUCUCAAACUGUGGCUGGGGUCUGAAGUAUCGACGAACCCAAGUGUGGGCUGCUGGCAGACCCUUUGCAUUCCUGACCUGUCCACUCCCCUCCAGGGUGGACUGAUAAAACUGGGCAGAGUUACAAUUCCCAUAGGCAGGGCCUAUAUACAACCGUAACUAGAAGAGGCAUCCCUUCUUCUGGGAGACUGCAGCCAGGCUCCAUGGUGCCAGGCUGGCGAGGGGAGUGUGGGCUGGACUUCUGCCCCACUCGUCCCCUCAGCUGGGGCUUUGUGAGCCAACUGAACAAAUGGUCUACGGGGACCCUGACCACAGGGCGAGAUGGCAGGUGUCAGGGGAAUUGCCCGGCCCCCAGCACAAUGACCAUCAUCAUUGCCGUUCCUUCUCCUUAGGUAGACUUUAAAGGUGUGUUUGGAACUCGGGCAAGCCAGAGGGGCUGGGAUCCCAAAGGACUCCUUGGCCCCUGUAAUUGUGGUGAAUGGGAGUUAGAGAAGGGAGCUCUGUUUGAGAUGCUGCCUUCUCUUGAGUGUGCGUGAUUAGAGAGCUCAAGCCUAGGGACUGUUAGGUAGAAGGUUCCAGAAGGAGGCCACUGGCCUUCAGGCUCCUGGGGAGGCAGAGAAGCCACCUUCAGGUCUGGGAAGGAAGUUACUGGAAGGAAGAGAGGCCCUGAAAGCCUUGAUGGGCUCUCCUUCCUCUUCCCUGUAGUCUUUCUUGCAGCCCAAGAUGGCCAAGGUAUGGUGGCUGGACCUGGAGGUGGGGGUAUGUGGAGAUGAGCAGGUGGCAAAGUCAGGCGAGGAGGUUUGAGGGGACCCAGAGUCUUCCCUCUGGGCAAGGGUCUGUAAGGGAGAGGAUGGACUGGAUAGUCCAGAGUGACAGCUCACAUCUGAGGCCCAUGGAGGCCCUGUGAGGUCACACAAAGGUACUUGAGGGGGACAGGGGCCAUCUCUGGUCCCCAGAGCGAGGGGACAGCAGAACUUGAGGUCAGGGUCUCAUGGAAGCCUGAGAUCCAAGAGUGCUGAGUGUCUGAUCCAGCACAAUUAUCUAUUUAUUAUGAUGCCCUAUUUAUAUUAACUUAUUGGUGCUUUAAAUGGCAAAGUUAAUUCCCCUUUCCCUGCUCCCUACCCAACAGAAAUAAUAUGAUAGCUCCUUCCAUAGGAGCCAGCGCCAGGCCUUAGCAAUGCUUGGUCUGGAAGCUGAAGAUGUUACAAGUGGGAUAAGCCUUAUGGAUGAAGCUCAGAGAAGGGUCACAAUCUGAGAGAACUGGUCAGCCUGGGUGGGGGGUGGGGGACCCAGCUCCAUCCCCCCACCCUAACUUUGGGUGUCAGCAUCCUGUCUGCAAGGCAGGCUGGGCCAGUUUGUGCAGUGGCCUUUUCCCAGGACCACCAUGUUGCUUGGCUCCAGGGGAUCAUUCUACACGGUGUCUUCUGGUGCCCCUGGAACUGUGUUUCAUGGGGUAGUGGGCAAAGCAGCUCUGGUGGUUGUUUCCUUGUCUCCAUGCUGCUUGCCUAUAGACUAGCAGUUGAGGGGCCCUGAACCAGCGCCCAGCAUGCUCACACACAGCGGGGAAGCUCCUUCUCGGGCGGCUGAACACCCACAGAGGGCGAGAGGGCCUGGCUGGACCUCAGGAAGUUUAGGGAGGAGGCCCCUGCUCUGGAGAGGAGGACAUGGAGGCCCUGGGACAUGGACCAGGAAGCUGUGGUCCCUCUGGCCCCACCUCCCCCCACGCCCCCACCCAUGUCUGGGCUCCCAGGCAGGGAACCUGAUCUUUUCCUUUGUGCCGGGGCCAGGCUAGUGGAGAACCGCCCUCCAGUCUGGGAGCAGGGGAGGAGGGCGCAGAGCUGGGGCAGCUGCUAAGAGCAGCUUCUGGCUUCUUCUCAAACCCUAAGCGGGCUGCAGUCCGAGCAGUUCAGCCAAGGAGAUUAUGGUACUUUGCACUCACUUUGCACCUCUCUCUGUCUUCUCUAAGCACUUUAUCACACCCACUGGCUGGCAGGUGAGCAGGCAGCAGGCAGGCCCUGAGGCCUGGGGUGGGGUUGGGGGCCAGAGUGAGAGUUGUCUGUCCCAUUGGCUAAGAUGUGACGUGAGGGGUGGUGGAGGCCCUGGCAGUCGCAUGCGUUCCUCUGCUGUCUUAACGUGGCUCCAGAUCUCAGCCUACUGCCCCCGUCGCUCUGCUCCUUCAGUGACCAUGGCUCAGCAGGCUGGGGGCCUGCUGGGUCACCAUCAUCUCAUCACCUCAUGUCCCAUGCCAGGGUCACCUGGGCAGCCUCUGAGGCUCGGGGACCAAGAAAAUCUUUUCUGGGCCUGAUACAGCCCCGGGCUCCACAUGCCGUGGCUGCCCAUGCCCUCCCCUCCUCAGCCCCUUCCCACUCUGCCCCUCAGCACCCACCCCUCCUCUGCUCUUUCCAGAACCAGGCCGGCUGAUCAGCACCCACUUUGCACAGCAUCCUUGAAUUAUGGAUUCUCUGUGUGGAAAAAGCUUUGCAGAGCAGGAAGCUGUCCUCUCUCUCAUUUUUCAUCCGCUGGUGGUGCCCCUCACUUGCACAGUGGGUCUCGGGCUGGGGACCUGAGGAGGAGGACGAUGCCAUCAGCAAAUGAGGGGGUAGGACAGUCAUUUUGAAGUUUACUGAGAGAGGAGUAUUGGGGACCUUAUUUAUUUAGAAAAAAUUUAAACAGAAAAGCACCGCUAGUUUAUUCGUCUCUCCUCCUUGUCACCAUCCUCCUCCCUCUUCUUGUCCCCUCGUCGGGAACAUCGCCCUUGACAGAAGCAGUCCAGCCUGGAAUCCAGUGACAAUUGAAUUUCCCUUUAGAUGGUACAGAUGUUCUUACCUUCGGAUCACUCCCAGUCCCCCCCAGAUCCUGGUGCCUGGGUGUCUCUCCCACCCACAUUGCUAGCUCCAUGCUCUGUGCAUCCUUCCGUAUUUCCCUCCUUCCUUUCUACUGGAAAGGACUUGGCCUUGGGGGACAAAUUCCUCUUUGAUGAAUGUACCCUGUGGGAAUGUUUCAUACUGAUAGAUUAUUUUUAUUUAUUCAAUGUCAUAUUUAAAAUAUUUAUUUUUUUAUACUGAAGGAAUUUUUUUUUUUUUAAGAAAAAAGA
Pteropus alecto (black flying fox) is the source of this 4098-nucleotide messenger RNA. It is a transcript of the gene LIF, whose product is annotated as LIF, interleukin 6 family cytokine. Gene Ontology annotation, molecular function: leukemia inhibitory factor receptor binding; cytokine activity. The transcript is spliced from 5 exons. The coding region runs from base 348 to 956 and encodes 202 amino acids. Lineage: Eukaryota; Metazoa; Chordata; Mammalia; Chiroptera; Pteropodidae. Gene Ontology annotation, biological process: immune response. Gene Ontology annotation, cellular component: extracellular region. The record is from RefSeq and is a predicted model, not a curated record.